AUGGUAUCUAGUACAUAUGUUAUAAUAUUUGCUUCUGGGAAAGUCUGGUCAGUAGGACAGUUAUCAAGAUAUAUGUUGGACAUGAAAAAGUUGCUAAUUUUGCUGAUUUUGGCAAAUUGUCAUAUGAUACAAGGUGUUUUAGAAUGGACAGUUAUUAGAAAGGUAACAGAUUUUGGACAAAACGUGACAUUAUUUUGCCAUGUUCCAAACUGCUGUCCAAAGGAAGCAGGAUGGGAUAGAUGGACUCCAAGUCAACAGACACUGUUUAUAGAUGUCAAAACUGGACACAAUAAUAAAAAGUAUGAUGGAAAGGCUGAGAAAGAUGGAUACACCUUAGUUAUCCAAAAUCUAACAAAAGACGAUCUGAAUGUUUCCUAUUCCUGCUUAUAUGACGUAACAUUUGGACCCAGGAAAUUUUUAUUGGAAGAAGACGUAUUUACAGGUUAG
This is a messenger RNA of Mytilus trossulus (common blue mussel), 447 nucleotides long. RefSeq lists its product as uncharacterized. The record is from RefSeq and is a predicted model, not a curated record. Lineage: Eukaryota; Metazoa; Mollusca; Bivalvia; Mytilida; Mytilidae. Bases 1 to 447 code for a protein of 148 amino acids. The transcript is spliced from 3 exons.